Molecule: messenger RNA, 1226 nt
Organism: Cloeon dipterum
Lineage: Eukaryota; Metazoa; Arthropoda; Insecta; Ephemeroptera; Baetidae
Exons: 7
Coding region: 125-733 (202 amino acids)
Source: RefSeq, a predicted model, not a curated record
AAUUGAGAUAACGUUUUCGGAUUUUAGAAUAAUUUUGGCCUCUGUACUUUUUUACGCAAGAUUUCUUGCUAAACAUACACCCCAUGGUCGAAGACACACCGACUUUAGUUAGACCGUGACGAAAAUGAACAUGGACACAGGUGACACAGAAGGAUUGGAUAGAAUUCGAAAACAAGCUUUCAAAAAGGAAGAAGCUAGUAAAUCUAUGAUUAAACUAAGCUUCAGUGUCAUUGAGCAGUUCAAUAGAAUUUCUACCGAGGCCAGUGGUAUUAGCACUCAAAUGAAAGAGGUUCAAGAGAAAAUUGACAAAAACGUGAUCACAUUCAACAAAGAAAUGGCUGCAUUCAAAGGAGUUACAGACGCAGAGAUGAAGAUGGAAGACAGGGACAGAAAAAUUGAAUCUGAUUUUAAUCAUGCUGCUCAAUCUAUUGAGAACUGUAAGGAAGAAAUUGAAAAAUUGAAGAGCGAAAUGUUGCAAUUUGACGAGGUCGUUAAACGUAAAGAAACAGAUUCAUUGGCAAAAGUGGAUAGUUACCGAAAGAUUGUCAAGCUAUUAUCGGAAUAUACUGGUGUCUAUUGGGACUUUGACAGCUGCCGGGACGGAAAGUUGAGAGGAUAUGUCAAAUGCAAGUCGCUCUCAAGAAUCCGACCUUUUGAGCUAGAGCUAACAGAAGAUAAAGGCAAACAAACUCGUGAGUUGUGGUCAAUCAUUGAGGACCUCAACACUAAAUAGCGUUGUAGCUUUAAAACCUCCCGCAGCGCCAACCUUCAUGGGGUCGUAUGAGGAGCGAGGACCUUGGAGGAGAACAACUUCUGCCAAAUCUCCAGACAACGUGGCGGCGAAAAGAUUGUUUACAGGACCAGCAUUGGCGAAGACCACAGGCACGUCUUGGGGCAUGGACAGUUGCAUUUGGUUCAGUGGUACCUGAAAAUUUCAAUUUAUGUAUUUUGUUUUAAAGACACUCCUUUUUGUUAGUAAAGUGAAGUGUGCCUGUAAUUCUAAUUCUUUCAAGCUUUAUAAAAAGUGUAAAUAUGUUUCAAGAUAACUAACUUUGAAAAUUUUGUUUAAAAUUGUACUAAAUACAGUGGACAAAAUAUGUCAGUUAAUUUUAUACAAAACUUCAAGAUAAUUUUAUUAUGAAAUGAACGGCAGAAAAUAUUAUUGACAUAUGAAAUAAAUAACUGAAAUUUCCCAGUGCUAAAUAAAACUUUUAUAUAUAAUCUUA